GCGACCGGGUAGAAAACUGAGUAAGAAGGUAACUGUGAUGGUCACUCAUGUGCGACCGCCCGAAUUCGUUACCAACUCAAUAGGGGCGGAUGAACCAUCCAUAGCUGAGGUUUUGCAAAGUGUCGCCGCUGGUAGACUGGACAGGAAGUCGUUUUCGACGAACAUAGGUAAGUCGAUUGUUUUAGAGGGUCCUACAGGUGUAUCCUUUCGCAUAUAUUCAGGGUCGCCUCCCGGUUGGACGUUUGGCUGGUCCAUUAUCAAGUGGAAGCACACAUUAUGGACGGAUGAUUGUCUGUUCCUGCACGACAAAUCGCAUGUAAAUCGUACCCAGUACGUGAGUGUGACAUGCGUGAUGCAGCCGGAAAAUGUGGCCCUGGUACUCGUUGCGGUGAAUGUGCCAGGGACGCAGUGGACUCGGAGUAUGGUCGAGGCACAUGUAAGGCAGGCUGUGUUGACUAACAUAUCCGAAUGGAUGGAUUUGAACAAUAAAACAACGGAGAGCGACCGCUGGUCGGCAUGUUAUAAUGUAGCUUACCGUUUUGCCCCAGUGCAAGUUCAGUGGAAUUCGACUGUCCGGGAGGGCGACGCCGUUGUCAUGUACGGGCUUCUCAAUGGUCGACACGAAGAGGAGGACUUAAAGUGUAUGCGGAACUGGAAGCCGAUUCAGUGGCACGACCACAUUGCACUGAGUCCUAAUCCAGUGGGGAAUUAUUUUACCAUCACCAUCGCCCAUGCCAUCUACUCCGAUACUGGUAUAUACGAAUGCAGACCGGAUCACACGGUGACAUCCCAGAGGGAGUUUUGGGGGCUUGGGCCACGUUGGUUGCGUGUAAUACCUGAUUCGUCCAAAACGACCAAGUGUGGGCUGUCGGUUGACAAGGCAGGAAGCAAAAGGCUCAGAAAUGGAGGUCAGGCCAUAAACGGGUUGGACUAUUUGAUGGCAGGCGAAAAGGCGUAUGUGACGUGUAUGUUUGAAACAGGGUUCGCCGAGUUUUACCGACCAGUAUUCCGGUUGAAACACCACAUGCUGGACACAAGCACGGGGCACUCAGAGCCUGCAGACAUAACCUUCAACAUUGUGGUAUCGUCACACGCCAGUGGAACGUUUACAACGUACGUGUAUGAAAUUGAGGGCAUUCGAUCCAGGUUCUACAAGGGUCCUCUGACCGCCACUUGCGAAGCUGUAAUCAAAUUGCACCAUGUGGACGAAGGGUCAACCCGCCAGCAUGUUGUAUCAUGUCAACAAACAUAUGCUGUGUUAGAGCCAGCAAAUGGCGAGGUGCUGAUUGAGACGUUGUCAAAGGAUUAUGAGUCGCAACCAGUGCCCCUGGGUACGGAGUUCAAAUGCACCGGUGGUUAUGGAUCACCACCCCUGAAACACAGUUGGACUCCGAACAACAUCGGUCAGUAUGAACGUAUCUCAUCCGUCCGAGUCCCAGACACCUCAAAUCCAGGUGAUCACCAUGAUUGGAUCGGGCCGAGACAAACUUUCACAGAUCAACCGACCAAUGGGCUGCUCAUCAAGGAAGAUAAAUUGCUCAUUCCAUAUGACCGUCGUUAUCGGGGGAUGAGCUAUUUGUACACGUGUUGGGGCAAUAACUCCAUUGAAGACGAGGUGUGGAGUGUGAGAAAAACAAUUCGCUUCACCGUGAUGAUAUGUCCGACGCGAGUUGUUCCAUUGGAUCUGACUAUCCUACUAAGCUCACGACUACUCUCUCGAUGCACUCUCGAGGGUAAUCCUGACAGAGAGAUACAGUUCUAUGGGCAUUUUUAUCUGCCCUUGAUUCAGCAGCUGAUUUUGGGUCUGCCGUACGGACCCACGCAAGUGCAGUUCCACUUCAUACGCGAUGUUGUCUUCGACCACAACACCUCAAUUAGUUUUCCGCUCACAGCAUUCAACCAGCAACUUAGUCGGGAGCAGUUGCUCCGCACCGUCAAUCCGAUGGACUGGAAACCUAAAACCGAUCCUGGUGGCUGCGGUGCGUCACCCAUCAUCUUCGACUCGGUAUUCGCGCACCUAGCUAGAUUGCGUCAUGUUCCACCGCCCGGUCGCGAACACGUUCUCGUGUUGCCAUUUGAUGAUUUCACUGACAUUCGCAUCAGCAAUGAGACCAGUUCUUUGCUCUCCAUGCUACUGCGUACCAACAUGACCAUUUUGUUGCUCAGCACAGUCGGACAAGGAGCGCGUGGGAGUGCAAUUAUCCACAAGCUGGAGGAUCUACUUUCCCCCGUGCGCACGAUUAACAUUUUGCCCAACUUCGAUGGUGACACCGACUGCUUGAAAUGUCGUCCUCGAUUGGAGGCGGUGACAUUUCGCAUCGCUCGAGAUAAAAUCUUUGAUACGGUAUGUGAGGCGACCGGUAUCCUUCUUCCGGAUUCCUGUCCUGCACCCGCUCUACACUUCUCCAUACCAAGUCGCCACUGGUACAAUGGCCAACAUCUGGGAAUCACAUGUACUGCUAAUUUAAGUCGGCCGUUUCGUGGACAAACUGUCACAGGUGUGGCGAUUUGCUUGAUUAACGGAACCGUCUUGCAAAGCCUGGAGCAACGUCCUCUCAAUAUCCAGCAUCUGAUGAAUGCGUGUAACAAGGAGCUGGCCAAUCGUGUUACAAGCGUGAUUUCUGAACCAAGCGAAUUUUCAGUGAGUGCUCAGUUAUGGCUGCGGAAGUGGAAGGGCGUGGCCCCACUGCUCAUGUGUUAUCAACGGCAAGGUAAUAAAGAUCCGCAGCUCACUGAUAUCGUCAACUACAGCACUGCAACACUGACUGUUUUGGAGCCAAACUGGCGUACUCCCAGUCUAACUGUCAAGUGGCCAACAUUCGAAACUGGUGCAGCAGUAUUGGAUUGUCAUUUGAGCGGUUUCGCACCAAGGUCGGAGGUCCUGAUGCUCCUCGCUGUGGAUGCGAAUGGGCGAUUUUAUAUCGUGGCACGCAGGAAAGUCGCCUUCAAUCCACUCGGUGAGAUGACAAUUGUGCAUAUCGGUUGGCAUGAAUUAUGGCCGCCUUUGGGACCGGGAAAGCUCUUCUGCUUGAUACAGCCGAUGUCGACUGAGAGCCACAAGCAGCGCGUCCUAUCCCGCAUGCCGGUACAAUCAGAUUUGGUGGGGAUAAGUCAGCCAGUAACGAGGUUACGUCUGCCCGACAAUUGCCCCAGUGCACCGAAGGUCUGGACCGAACCAUCCACUGGCGAUCGACUACUCCCACAAGGCUCACAGUUGGAUAUGAGAUGUGAGGGAGCAGUCACGACGCACAGACUCCCACUCAAGAUGUAUUAUCUGACUGCGAAUUUCUCGCUGGUGGUAUGUGCUGUAGAUGGCGCGGUGCACAGACAUGGGGACGUGUCCACGACUACAGCAAACCAAUCGAUUUGGAUAGAAUCGGAGCACGUGUGCACUUCAGUCACUACUGAAGAUCAGACAUGUUCGCAACGCAUCAGAGGAGAAGAGAACUGGUUCAGCUUAUACUACGAGACAUCAUGUGGAGUGAAGUGGAAUCCUACGAGCCUCGAAGUGUUCCGAAGCAUACGACUAACCAUCAAACAGCUCCGACAUGUGGAUUUUAUGGCACUCAGUUUCUGUGAGCCGAUAAUCUUGCAACCAACUAGAGGAGAUCAGACAAAAUCGACUCCUGAUCUCACAAGUGAUUCCAUUAUUGUUCGCUUCGAACUCCCUCCACAAAUUACCAACUUCUACUUCGACCCGAAGCGAGAAUACUGGUUUUGUGAAACCUACUCAUUCCCGUCAAUUAAUUCCGGUUUGAUCAAAGUUUUGCAAGCCUCACCACCAACUCUGGCGAAGCAACUGAGGUUACGCACGACGGAAGAAGAUCGAACACCACCGAGCCUAAAGGAUCCGCAGCUGGCUUCGGGAAGGACGAAACCCUACUUGAAUUACUACUUCCGCCUUGUCUUUAAGCCCCGAUCGCCCACUCAUGUCAGGCUAAGACGUGGGGAAGCAAUGCUGCGAUGCGUCUUUCACUCCCUACACAAGGAUCUACACACGAGUGUUGGAAUGAUUGGGGACGAUCCGGUUGUUCAACAUCCUGAAAUACUACUAGCUGGUGACGCGAUGGAUCACGACUGUUCGAUGGCGACACAUCUGGAAUUGGCGCACAUCACUUUGCAUCGUCUGAUUCGCUACACCUGGCUGCAUUAUGACCUGAGUGUGGCCAUGUUCCCUCUGAGGCCUCCGAUAAAGUACAGUUCAGUAGUCCGACCUGAAACUCAGUGGACUAUUCAGCUGUUGCAUCCUUCAUCGAGGCUUACGAGGAAUUCCGGCGUGUCCAUCAUAAUGGAUGAAGACAGCACCAUCAUCUUUGUCCAUCCGAUUUCGGAGUUCGACCACGGGGAAUACUAUUGCACGGGGAUGACGGUGAACAACACGAUUCUGCGAACCAACCCUAGAACGCAUUUGAUCCAUGGCAUGCAGAAACACUUCGCUUUCGGAGUGCGAGUGCAGGACGUACAGAAGGUGUGGUCAUCGGUGUGUCCAACUGUGCUGUUGGGACAAGUGGCGCAGUUCAGAUGCUCCAUUUGGUCAACGAAUCCUGCCGGACGACUAGUGACGCAUUUCCGAAUAUCAAGCGCCAGUCAGAACGAGAAAUUGCACAGUGUGUACUUACAGGCCACCCAUCCACACGGAGUCAUUUUGGGUGAGAUAAGUGUGUAUGUGAAUGUGACAAGUGGCAAUUUCGCGAAUGACUUUGUCUGCCAUUUUUCAGAUCGCACGAUAGCAAUGAACAGGACAAUCCAUCCGGUGAAGGCGGCGUGCACUACACCUAAUCUGGAAUGGAGCCCCAGUGAUAAGAAAGAGUACGGAGUGGACGAUGAGAUCAGCUGUGAAGUUCGUGGGGGCUGCGAACACGUUCGAGCUAGGUGGACAUGGGUUGCCGGUCCGAUUCCGCAACUCGUACCUGAGUCAUACGAUCAAGCACACUUGCUGAGCAGUUCAAGCAACAAACUGAUUCUCAAGCGACUGCUUCGAAGUGGCAAUUACUUAUUUCGCUGCAUCGCCACUUGCGAGUGUCCACAUGGGACGAUGAGGAAUUCAAUUCUGGUCACACUCUACGUGAACAUUGCGCGAGAUCAGGAGAUUGGGAGCGUGACGCAAGGUCUCGAGUGGGAUCGGAGCGACAUCACGGGUAUCACUUCAACGAGUGACACUACUGUGUCUAAUAGGCGCCCCGACUAUCCCCAUUCGUUAGUCGAACACUGGUCGGAGAGUCACUAUCAAGACUUGAAAACCGACGGAGGAACUAAUGUACCAUCCAAGGCACCUGAGCCUCAGGCAUGGGUGCAGCUCUCCACUGUCGAUAGCACUGUUGAAUCGACUGAUGAUUUCCCAAUUCCCGACGAAUUGCGCGCUCAUUCGUCCUCGCAAACCGAAGAUGGUCUCAAACAGACAUUCUCAUGGCAUGGGCACAUGACCACCGCAGAUCGACUUGUGUCCACUGGUUUCGUAACUACUUCAAUUUAUCAAAGAAGACCAUUGUCAAAGCUUGGGCAGCCCGUACAGACUGAUAAGUUAGAUGGAGUAUAUUCAGAGGCAAUCUCACAAGUUGCAGCUGCUCAGAAAGAUAGAAUGGGAAGUCAAGCUGUUGAUGCUGUUCCUUGGGGGAAAGAUGAAGGUCGCACAUCCGUCUCCUCAUCGAUUAAAGGUCUCUACAGUGUGGUGGAGAGACUUAGAGCACCAAAAACACGACACUUUUCACAUCGACGAGGUGGUAUAUCAGAUGAUGAAUUAUUGCCAUUGAACUGGUUGCAGUCGAUGCGCGACGAUAUUCCGAGAGGUGUGUUUGCUACUGCGCGAAUGAUGGAGACGAGACCAGAAGGAUGGCGAGUAAUUCGAAAUGUAACUGAACGCAGCCCAGAAAACCAAAGUAGCGGAGGUGAGGUAUCAGUCAGUCAGUCGAGAAAACGAAUAUGGUCCUCAGUUGAUUUAGUCGGUUAUCCAAUGGAAACGCAGAUGAAGGAAUCCGAAUUCCAUAUUAGAGAGCCGGUAGUGAGAUCCAAAGGAGUAGUUGUACCCAUGGGGACUUUGAGAAGUGUGAAUGAGAUGGGACUUGAUGGAAUUAGUGUUUCUGAGGAGCCGCCUGAAAGCACUCCUAUGCUGUGGAUAGACGUGAAUGUGAGAUCGAGUAAACUUGAGGAAAAUCGGAAAGCAAGUUGGACAAUCCGAGAGGCAGAUCUCUAUCCCGUGAUAUCGACGCGAGGGCAACAACCUCAAAGAUAUCGGUUGCAACGGGAUCGUGGUGUAUUUGGCAUGAAGUAUCUUCCAGCGGAUUGCUGCGUUCACCAGGAGUGUACACUAUGGGGCAAAUCUCACUGGAAUUUUGACGGACAAAGUCACAUUUUCCACUGGGUGCCGUUAGAACAACGCAGCUGGAUUCAAGAAACAGCACCAUCAUAUCCGGAGCGACGGUGUGGAAGAAUGCGAAUUGACGCAAGUAAUGAUCAAAAUGCAUUGCGGACUGCGGUCAUGAAGCCAGAGAUUCUCACAGGUGUAAAUGAUAUGGAGUUCGCCUGGGACCCUGGGAAGAAUGUGCAACCCCAAACAUGGUAUACCACACGCAGCAGGUUGGUCAAGGAGCAUCUGAGAAAUUCACUGGUUCCAUGGCGCCUUGAAAAGCAGGAGCUUGACGUGAUCCUGGAUACCUGUCUUGUCGUGUUGCCUGCAUCCAUAUCUGCAAGAUGCCCUGAUCUCACGGGGGAAUGGUUUACAACGUAUCGACCAGUGCAAAUCACCUGGACGCGACAGCCGUAUCUGCACAAUAUUCAGUCGUCGGAUGUGGAGGAACUAGUGCAAUUCUCUCUAAUCGAAAGGCGGGUUAGGACGUUAUCUCCGCGUGGGCAAAUGUCCAAAAGACUGUUCCUAUACCCUGAGCAUAAGUGGUCCACAGCCCAUACAUUAGACAUGAAGGUUGAGACGCAGGAUGACUAUGGAUUUUAUGGAUGUACUGCAACGUUGCAGCCUCUCCGAAGAGAAGGUGGGUUGUUGAAUGUGUCAAAGACAAGCCCCAAGCCAUUGUGUAUUAUACCAAGCAUCAUUCAACCGAAUAUUACCAUUGACCAUUUGGGGAACGGCAGUAAAGAAUCCAAGAGCAAAUGUUUGAGAGCCGGCGACGAAAUAUUGAUUCGUUGCACGGAUCUCAAGAGACAGAUGUUCUGUGAACAUGUGGACAUGAUGACUCAUGGCUAUCGAAGCAUAAAAACCAGGCUGAGGGCUUAUCUAUACUUGCUGAGGGACACGAAGUCAUAUCGAGUAAUCCAAGUCAGUAAUGACUCUGAUGAAAUCGAGCCAUUGGAUUUGUUCUCGAACCAGACGGCGAGAACCUGGAAGAUGACAGUUGACGCGUCGAUGCGUGAUGCAUAUGUGACGUGCACAUCUCAUCUAGAGUUGGCGCCUCCGUCUUCGGGGCGUCCUGUCUAUUGGGAUUGGCUAGAGUAUGAGUUUACUUUGCGGCAAGCUCGAUUGUCUCGUCGAUCUCAAGCCAUACACAUUUGUGUUGAGCAAGGCGGUGACACACUACAGUUUUACCCUUCCCCUCUCGACGGUAAACUGACGCUUCGUCCCGGACAGCUGCUCACUUGUAGCAGCUCAACAGCCAGCCCGGACUCGCCGGUGAUCACAGUAUACUCCGUUUCGGGUGCGAAAAUUCACAGCGCGACGCAUUAUAGUCUACUACGUAAGACCAGGUGUGUGGAGAGGACUUGGGACUCGCCCGUAUUCUGGCGCAAUUCCGUAAGACCGGGUACCGCUCGUCUCUUUGUCCCGAGGACUGAACGGUCAAGGCGUGUAUUCUGUGUUAGCUGUGCGCAAACGUCUACGAACACGUCGCAACAUCUCAUACUUUUCCUGCAAGAUGAACAACAGCUCACAACCCGGUUCCUCACAAUUUCAGCUGGCUGCGUCUUGGUUUCUGCUUUUCUACUCAGAUGUUUAAUGAAGUACCUCAAACUGGAAGUGUCCAUCUACCGUUACACGCGACCAUCUCUGAGAGAGCGCCAGCAUGCUCAGAAUUGCCCCCACUAUUGAUCUUCUGCUUUUUGUACAUCAGUUUAUAUAUGAACAAGAUUACAACAAAGUUAUUGAACUUUCUACGUAUUGUGUGCCAAUCCGUUCCUUCGGGAACGCUUAUUCUGGCGCUUUGUAUUACGGUAGAUGGUUGGGUACAACUCAGAUACUGAUCAG
This is a messenger RNA of Dicrocoelium dendriticum, 8188 nucleotides long. Lineage: Eukaryota; Metazoa; Platyhelminthes; Trematoda; Plagiorchiida; Dicrocoeliidae. The record is from the annotation of a GenBank genome assembly.